Venturia canescens is the source of this 1085-nucleotide messenger RNA. RefSeq names its product histone H3. The transcript has a single exon. Gene Ontology annotation, molecular function: DNA binding; protein heterodimerization activity; structural constituent of chromatin. Lineage: Eukaryota; Metazoa; Arthropoda; Insecta; Hymenoptera; Ichneumonidae. The coding region runs from base 37 to 447 and encodes 136 amino acids. The record is from RefSeq and is a predicted model, not a curated record. Gene Ontology annotation, cellular component: nucleosome.
CUCGAAGGAAGAACAUCGACUCGUUAUCCAUCCAUUAUGGCUCGUACCAAGCAGACUGCUCGUAAAUCGACUGGUGGAAAGGCUCCUCGUAAGCAGCUGGCGACUAAGGCUGCUCGCAAGAGUGCGCCAGCAACCGGCGGAGUGAAGAAGCCUCAUCGUUACAGGCCCGGAACCGUAGCUCUUCGUGAGAUCCGUCGUUACCAGAAGAGCACCGAACUUCUCAUCCGCAAGUUGCCUUUCCAGCGACUUGUUCGUGAAAUCGCUCAAGAUUUCAAAACCGACCUCCGUUUCCAGAGCUCUGCUGUCAUGGCCCUUCAAGAAGCCAGCGAGGCUUACCUCGUCGGCCUAUUCGAAGACACCAACUUGUGUGCCAUCCACGCCAAACGCGUUACCAUCAUGCCCAAGGACAUUCAGCUUGCUCGUCGUAUUCGCGGAGAACGUGCCUAAUACCGCUUUCAAUACCAAACGGCCCUUUUCAGGGCCAACAAAUUUUCUAAACGUGGAUAAUCACUAAAUCUAGAGUACAUUUUCUUAUUCGUAAUAAUCCUGCAGCACAUUCAAAAUGUAAACGUUAAACGUAAAUAUUGAUUCAUGACUUGAUUAAUGUUUGAACAGAUCAGUUCGAUAGCGUUUCCUGAUUAAGCAAAACGUAGUUGCACGUUUUUCCAUAUUUUGAAGCUAAUAUCGUUUUAUUGACUGAGCCGAUAGAGAUGAAACAACCACAGGUCAAUAAGUAUAGAAGCAUAAUAAUAUUCCGAUGUUACCUACGGCGUAUUGAUAUUCGGAGAAUCAAAUAUUUGAUAGUACGAAAAACAGUCAACCGGGAAAAGUAGUUUUCGCAAAGGAACCGUUUCAUGAAUAUUGAACUACGCAUGAAUGUAUUUUUACACGAUACUUGACCGACGACUGCUUUAUUGCAGUGAAUUACUAAAACUAAACGCGUUUAUCAUCGCCUUUUAAAGAUUAAGAGAUUUUCAGCGAAUCAGUACACUGUUUAGUAAUGUAAUACGCUUUACAUCUUUUUAAUGAAUGAAAUUCGUUAUUUUAAUGAUUCGCGUGUCAAAACCUGAAAUGCAGAGAGUAAA